Messenger RNA from Bombus terrestris (buff-tailed bumblebee), 2914 nucleotides. RefSeq names its product phospholipase A-2-activating protein (gene Plap). The coding region runs from base 367 to 2715 and encodes 782 amino acids. Gene Ontology annotation, molecular function: ubiquitin binding. Gene Ontology annotation, cellular component: nucleus; cytoplasm. Gene Ontology annotation, biological process: proteasome-mediated ubiquitin-dependent protein catabolic process; ubiquitin recycling. The transcript has 6 exons. The record is from RefSeq and is a predicted model, not a curated record. NCBI's taxonomy places the organism in Eukaryota, Metazoa, Arthropoda, Insecta, Hymenoptera, Apidae.
UUACAAUCUCGAUCAAGAAUUCAUGAGAAUAACCAAUUAAUUCAAGUCAUACGUCAUAAAAUGUUGUAUACAAUAAUAUAGAGUCAUUCUCGAUUCAACGAUGCUUCGUGAAGUUGCCUUGAAUAAUUUCAAAAGAAGAUACUAGACUAAUGACGUUAGCAAAAAAGCAAGAAAAAAUUUUGUUUACGUAUAAAGAAAGUAGUUUAUGUGGGAAAAAUGCACAUAUACAUAAUACCAUACAAGCAUAGUGAUCAUUGUCACGCAUGCUCGAAUGCGUUUUAAAUGUCAAAACCGUGCGAAUUUAUCCACAUUUUAUUCGCAUCGAGAAUCGGUGAGAUUAUCCCAACUGUAGAGUUCGUAUAAGUAAUGUCCUUGCUGCGUGCCCUGCACGACUAUCAAAGUGCUAUGGCCAAACCGUGUUACAAGCUGAGAACUUCUCUCUUCGGACACACAUCCGACGUGAGAGCUAUAGCGACUUUCGCUGACGGAACUAUAGUUUCUACUUCGAGGGAUGAGACUGCACGUAUUUGGAAAUCAUGCGGGAAUAAUAAAAAUUAUGAACACACUGGAACUUUGGAAGGACACUCCAACUUUGUCACUUCUGUGUGCGUUAUAAAUCCUUCAGAGCAAAAUCCCAUAGGUUUUAUUAUCACUGGUAGUCAUGAUAAAACCAUACGUAUCUAUGUUUCACACCAAACAGAGCCCAUAAACAUUAUAAAAAGUCACCAGGAUACUGUUUGUAAAUUAACAACUGGUACAAAAGAAGGAACAUUCUUGUCAAGUUCCUGGGACAUGAGUGCAAAAUUGUGGAGCCUGAGUGACUUAAGUAAACCACAAUUAAACUUGCUAGGUCAUACAGCUGCUGUAUGGUGUGUAGCAGACUUGUCAAGUGGAUCUAUUGUAACUGGAUCAGCAGAUAAGCUUGUUAUAAUAUGGGCAAGUGAUGGUUCAGUACAACACAAAUUAACUGGACAUACAGAUUGUGUUCGUGAUAUUUCUGUAAUAAGUAGCAAUGAAGUUUUAUCUUGUGCCAAUGAUGCCACUGUACGUCAUUGGAACGUGUCUCUUGGAACUUGUUUAGGAACUUAUUGUGGACAUGAGAAUUAUAUCUAUAGCAUUUUAGCCUUAGAAAAUGGUACAAGUAUAUUUACUUGUGGCGAAGAUCGGACACUUAGGAUAUGGCAUAAUACAGAACUAAGUCAAACCAUUACUUUACCCACCCAAUCUGUGUGGUGUUUGGCUUCACUUCCUAAUGGUGAUAUAGUUACUGGAAGUUCUGAUGGAGUUGUUAGGAUAUUUACAUGUAAUCCUGAAGAAUAUGCAGACUCAGAGGCAUUGCAAGAAUUUGAGCAGCAAGUAGCCAAUGUUAAGCUUAAUGCUCAACAAGAGCUAGGUGGGAUCAAAGUUAAGGAUUUACCAGACGCAAAAACCUUGCUACAACCUGGCCAAAGAGACGGUCAAACCAAAAUAGUAAACGAUGGAGAUGCUAUAAGAGCAUAUAGCUGGUCACAAAAUGAACAAAAAUGGAUAAAGAUCGGUAACGUCAUGGGCGCUUCGGGUGGUAGCGUAGCUACAUCUGGAAAACAGCUUUAUAAUGGCAUAGAGUAUGAUUAUGUGUUCUCUGUAGACAUACAGGAUGGUGUUCCUCCAUUAAAAUUGCCCUAUAAUAAUGAUCAGGAUCCUUGGCACGUUGCGCAGAAGUUCCUUCACGAUAACAGUCUUAGUCAAUUAUUUCUAGAUCAGGUUGCAAAUUUUAUAAUAAAAAAUUCUCAAUCUGCACCAGUUAUGAAAACUGAUGCUCAAUAUGCUGAUCCUUUCACAGGAGGCAGUAGAUACAUUCCUCAAUCAACAGCAAAUACAACAUCACAAGAAUCUACCAGACCAGACACACCAAACUCCUCAGACACAACCGCACCGUCUUAUAUUCCUCAUACAAAAUACUUGAAACUGGAACAGGCUAAUCUUUCUCAAAUUUUAGAGAAACUAAAAGAAUUAAAUGGCAAACAAAGUGAUCCUCUCAAGGUGUCAAGUGACAAAUUGGAGUCCUUGGUGAAACUUGCUGGAGACCAAGCUCCUGAACAAUUGAAAACUGAUACAUUGAACAUUUUGAAGACACUCUUGAAUUGGCCAGACGAUGUAUUGUUUCCUGUACUCGACAUUACUAGGCUCGCAGUACUCUGUAGAGAAGUAAAUGAUGUACUAUGUACAGAGGAGCUUCUACAGAUUGUAAAGAAGCAUAUCGAAUCUAACGCGCUUCCUUCCAACCAAAUGCUUACUUUCCGUUUGCUGGCGAAUAUGUUCAGUCACGAAAGAGGUGAAAAACUAUGUCUUAAUUCUAAAGAUGAGAUAUUGAAACUUCUAUCAGAGUUGGAGUCACUUACAAACAAAAAUAAUCAGGUGGCAAUUUCAACAUAUAUAUUGAAUUUAACUGUGGCUCUGAAUAAAUAUAAUGAUACUCUCGGUAAAACACAAUGUUUAAAUGCAAUGUUCUCUGUGUUACCACGUUUAAACGAGCCUGAAGCAGUGUUCAGAACUCUUGUUGCAAUGGGAACGCUUUUAAGUACAACAUCAAAUUCAGAAGAUCAAAAUAAUUUAAUAAAAGCAGUACGACAAUCGGAAGUUGCGUUAAAUAUACUUCAAACUAUGUCAGAAAUUCGAGUUCCAACAAACAAGCUAGCAAAUUGUUCGAAACAGAUAAUCAGUUUAAUUAUUUAAAACAUAAAAUAUAUAUGAAAAAGAAAAUUGAAAAAGAAACAAUUACACGCGGAAUCCAAGACUUGAAAACAGUUAAGUGUUGUAAUUAACAAAACAUUUCUCACCAAUAUUGCGUUAAAUAGGUUUCUUAUAUUUUUUGCAAUCUGAUGAUUUAAACAUUAUAAUUAUCUCAUUGCUAAUAAAAGUACAUUUUGCCAUA